CAUCGGGAAACCAAAUUGUGAUAACCGAGGACCGCUUCCAUGGUACAGACCCAUACCGCAAGAUCGCAAUUGAUGCCAAUCGCAUAUAUUAACUAUCUGGCUUCCAACGCAACAACUUCUAAACCUAGUUCGAUUUUGGUUUCACUCAGGCGGGCGGAAAAGCUAUAAGAAGCCGUCACGAUUACAAUUCCCUAAGUCUCUCAAGCAUCUCGUCAUGCUAUCUACCCUCGUUUUACCUCUUUUUGCCUUGUCCGUUGUAAGCGCGAACCCGUUUGCCGCCCAUUCCAACACUGCCGCCCAUUCCAUUGCCGCUCGUUCUAUUGCUGCGCGUUCCACCACACCCAUCGCAGCAGCCUGGUACGCCGGAUGGCACGCCACUGAAGGGUUUCCGCUCUCUUCAAUUAGCUGGGAGAAGUACAACACACUAUACUACUCAUUUGCAGAGACAACUCAGGAUGUCACCAAUCUGAGCUUGGUAGGCUCCGAUGGCGAGUUGCUUCCUCAGUUCGUCUCUGAGGCCCAUGCACAUGGUGUUGAGGCCCAUGUUGCUGUCGGAGGCUGGACUGGGAGUAUUUGGUUCUCUUCCAACCUUGCCACUGCCAAAAAUCGGACGGCAUUUGUCCAGACUGUUGCAAAAUUUGCUUCACAGUACAAUCUCGACGGCAUCCAGUUUGACUGGGAGUACCCAAACCAUCAGGGAAUCGGCUGCAACACCCUUAGCGCGAAUGACACGGCAAACUUCCUCGCAUUCCUCCAAGAGCUUCGCCGAAACCCAGUAGCAGCAAAACUCACCCUCUCGGCUGCCGUGUCUCUCGUACCCUUCAAUGAUGCUACUGGAAAUCCUUCUCCUGAUGUCAGUGGGUUUGCGAAGGUACUCGAUUACAUCGCUGUGAUGAAUUACGACGUCUGGGGCUCUUGGCUCCAGAAUGUGGGGCCCAACUCACCAUUGAACGACACCUGCACUACAUCCGCGCAACAACAGGGUUCUGGUGUUUCUGCAGUCAAGGCUUGGACGAAUGCAGGGAUGCCAGUCAACAAGAUCGUGCUCGGCGUUCCUGCCUAUGGUCACUCGUUCGCCGUCGCCCCCUCUGACGCCUUCGCACCUGGCAAGAAGGAACUAGUUGCAUACCCCUCCUUCAACGCCUCGAACCAGCCCUUGGGCGAUACAUGGGAUAACACUGGUUCUGUUGAUGCCUGUGGCGUUUACGAGGGCCCAGGUGGCAGUUUCGACUUCUGGGGCCUCAUUGACGGCGGUUUCCUUACCAAAGAAGGCAAGGUUGCUGGUGGCAUCUACUACAGAUACGACACCUGCAGUCAGACGCCGUAUGUGUACAAUGAGACCUCACAAAUUAUGGUCUCCUUCGACAAUGUCGAAUCGUAUGCUGCCAAGGGCAAGUAUAUUAAGAACACCGGACUGCGCGGUUUCGCGAUGUGGGAAGCUGGUGGUGAUUAUAACAACAUGCUCCUCGACUCUAUCAUCAAUGCUGCUCGGUGAUAGAUACGUCGCCGUUGUUUAAAGACCGAAACAACCCUACCGGCGAAUCACACUCAUUAGUGUAUCAUUAUAUUCUUUACAUAUUUUAUUGCUAUUAGGCUCGUUGCCAGGAAAAAGGGAUAAAAGAUUCCCUUCAUUCACGGCGCCGCUGUAUCAUUGGCUGCGACGCUUUUAUCCUCUCGUUUUUUUCAACCCUACAAUGUUUAUAUAAGUAACUCGCUUGAUCAUAAAUUAGUCCUUAAGUGAGUACCGAAUCACAUUCUGGAGGCAACUAUU
Suillus subaureus is the source of this 1771-nucleotide messenger RNA. RefSeq names its product glycoside hydrolase family 18 protein. Gene Ontology annotation, cellular component: extracellular region. Lineage: Eukaryota; Fungi; Basidiomycota; Agaricomycetes; Boletales; Suillaceae. Gene Ontology annotation, molecular function: chitinase activity; chitin binding. The transcript is spliced from 5 exons. Gene Ontology annotation, biological process: carbohydrate metabolic process; chitin catabolic process. The coding region runs from base 215 to 1495 and encodes 426 amino acids. The record is from RefSeq and is a predicted model, not a curated record.